Solanum dulcamara is the source of this 1014-nucleotide messenger RNA. RefSeq lists its product as uncharacterized. Lineage: Eukaryota; Viridiplantae; Streptophyta; Magnoliopsida; Solanales; Solanaceae. The transcript is spliced from 5 exons. Bases 1 to 1014 code for a protein of 337 amino acids. The record is from RefSeq and is a predicted model, not a curated record.
AUGACGGGCCGUGGACACCACUACUUGAGGCAGUGGCGUCAGAGAGAGGAAGAGAGUGAGUGGGCUGCUAUAGCUGUUGGGCUAAAGGAGAAGCAGCAUGAGAAGAGGUGUGAUCUGGGCCCGUUUGUCCGUUCUCCAUUGCCGCUUUUCGUUGUCGCUGCCCGUUGUUGUAGGCCUGUAGCCUCUGUCCGUUCUCCAUUGCCUCUUUUCAUUGUCGCUGCCCGUUGUUGUAGGCCUGUAGCCUUUGAUGAAUCCUUUGAUGUGUCACGCAAGGAGAAAAUAGCUAUUGUAUUUCGGUAUAUUGAUAAAAAGGGAUUUGUGAUGGAGCGACUUAUUGACAUUGGUCAUGUUCAAGAUACUAGUGCUUCAUCUCUAAAGGAGGCAAUUGUUAAUUUACUUGCUCAACAUUCUUUGAGUCCAUCAAGUGUGCGUGGACAAUGUUAUGAUGGGGCAAGCAAUAUGGAAGUCUUUUGCAAUAUUAUUGAUUGGCAACUUCAAGAACUUAGUGAUCGUUUUAAUGAGGUGACUACCGAUUUGCUCCAUGGAAUUGCUUGCUUAAAUCCAAUUAACUCAUUUUCAAGUUUUGACAUCAAAAAAGUAAUGAGAAUGGCGAAAUUAUAUCCGGAUGACUUUGAUGAAUCUAAUAUGAGUGUUCUUGAGAAUCAACUUGCAAGUUAUGUUGUUAAUGUUCGUGAUAUUGAUGAAAGGUUCUCCGAUCUAAAUGGGCUUUAUGAUCUUUCCAAAAGAUUAAUUCAGACAAAGAAACAUUCUACUUAUCCUUUGGUAUUCCUCUUAGUGAAACUUGCUCUACUUCUACCAGUUGCCACUGCCUUCGUUGAAAGAGCUUUUUUGACAAUGAAGUUUAUCAAGAAUGACUUGCGGAGCCAAAUGAGUGAUGAUUUUUUUAGUGGUUGUUUAUUUCCUUAUUUAGAAAAAGAUGUAUUUGAUAGCAUUUCUAAUGAUGCUAUUAUUAAGACAUUUCAAGAUAUGAAACCUCGUAGAAUACAAUUGUAA